Cryptomeria japonica (Japanese cedar) is the source of this 1946-nucleotide messenger RNA. RefSeq lists its product as uncharacterized. NCBI's taxonomy places the organism in Eukaryota, Viridiplantae, Streptophyta, Pinopsida, Cupressales, Cupressaceae. Gene Ontology annotation, molecular function: protein dimerization activity. The transcript has 6 exons. The record is from RefSeq and is a predicted model, not a curated record. The coding region runs from base 4 to 1665 and encodes 553 amino acids.
GGCAUGGGUUGGAACAAGGAGGUUCAUGAUGCUGCAAGAAAACAAAUUUGCAAGUUUUGGUACUUUUGCAACAUUCCAUUUAUUGCAGCCAGGUCUCCUUAUUGGCAAGGCAUGGUAGAUUCCAUAACCAUUUGUGGUGCGGGGUUUAAAGCCCCUACCGAUGCUGAGUUAAGUGGCCCCCUCUUGUUACAAAUGGUUGAGGCUAUGAAAGUUGAGCUAGAGGACCACCGACAGUCUUGGAGCCAAAAGGGUUGCACCAUCAUGACAGAUGGUUGGACGGAUAGGAGGAAUAGAACACUCCUAAAUUUUCUUGUUUCCUGCGGAGGAUCCACCAUGUUCUUGAAAUCUAUUGAUGCUUCCUCACAUGUGAAAAAUGCCACAUACUUAUGUGAGGCUAUUGAGGAAGUCAUACAAGAGGUGGGGGAAGAAAAUGUGGUGCAGGUGGUGACAGAUAAUGCAGCAAGUUAUGUUGCUGCAGGUAAACUUUUGAUGGAGAGGCACCCGAAAAUUUUUUGGUCUCCUUGUGCGGCCCAUUGCCUUGACAUCAUGUUGGAGGAUAUUGGUAAGCUUGAAUGGGUGAAAUCAAUAGUUGAAAGGGCCAAAAAUAUCAGCAAGUUUAUCUACAAUCAUGCAUUGGUCCUUAGCAUUAUGAGGCAAUACACGGGGCAAAAGGAGUUGGCUCGUCCUGGUAUCACGAGGUUUGCCUCAAACUUCCUCACACUGAAAUCCUUGAUAAAAUCAAAGGUGGCUUUGAGGCGUAUGUUUGUUGGUGAGGAGUGGACUUCCUCAUCCUAUGCUACGACCACUGCAGGGAUAGAUGUGGUAAAUUGCAUUUUUGAUGAGCCAGGUUUUUGGACCCCCUGUGGAGAAACCGUGCAGGUCACUGAGCCCCUCGUAGUUCUCCUACGAGUUGUUGAUGGGGAGAAGCCCUCUAUGGGCUAUAUAUAUGAGGGUAUGGAUAGAGCCAAGGAGGCCAUUAGGUCCAUAUAUGCAGGAGAUGAGGAUAAGUAUGGCCCCAUUUGGGAGAUUAUUGAUAGGAGAUGGCAGAACCAGCUUCACAGGCCCAUCCAUGCAGCAGCCUAUUACCUCAAUCUGGCAUUUCGAUUCCGUGAUGACUUCAAGGCAGAUGAGGAGGUUCUUAGUGGCCUGAAUACAGUGGUUCAAAAGUUGUGUACUGAUGGCACAGCCUCAAGUACAACGCUCCAGCUGGAUAAAUAUAAUAAUCGAGAAGGGGCAAUCUUCGCAAGCAGCAUGUGCAUAGAGGCUCGAACACAAUUGCAGCCAGAUAGAUGGUGGCAAAUGUUUGGGCCCUCAACCCCAAACCUUCAAAAAAUUGCCAUCCGUAUUUUGAGCCAGCCAUGCAGCGCUUCUGGAUGUGAGCGCAAUUGGUCCAUGUUCGAGCACAUCCACCCGAAGAGGCGUAAUAGAUUGUCUGUGGAGAGGUUGAAUGAUCUUGUUUUUGUUCAUUACAACCUCCGUCUUAGGACCAGACAAAUUUUGGACACUGACUCCUCUCCGAUCACUUUAGCGGAGAUCGAUCCAGAGUCUGAGUGGAUCACUGAGUCUACCGAUCCCGUCUUCACUGUGGAGGACCAUGAGUGGGUUGACCAGGCAGACAGAGAGGCUGAGGCUGUGGCUAUGGCAGAGGAGGAGGAUAGAGCAUGAUCUGGCACAGGCACCUCACGGGCGGAGACUAUGGCUUCUCAGUCAUCCAGGACCUACCUUAGACGCAUUUGUAGGAGGCAGACAGACUACUCUGAGGCUGAGGAUGAGCUAGAGCCUGAGCCAUAGACUUGUUUUUGUUUACAGUUAUAUAUAUGUUUGGGAACAUUUGAUGUCAUGGAUUUUAUAUACAUUUGACAACAUUUAUAACUCUAUAUAUCUAUGUUUUCUAUUUCCUUCAGCUACAAUUUACAUUUCUAUGCAUGUGAUGGAUGUAUGUUUAU